Schistosoma haematobium is the source of this 11615-nucleotide messenger RNA. RefSeq names its product Activin receptor type-2A. The coding region runs from base 6181 to 7422 and encodes 413 amino acids. Gene Ontology annotation, biological process: activin receptor signaling pathway; protein phosphorylation; cellular response to growth factor stimulus. The record is from RefSeq and is a predicted model, not a curated record. Lineage: Eukaryota; Metazoa; Platyhelminthes; Trematoda; Strigeidida; Schistosomatidae. The transcript has 13 exons. Gene Ontology annotation, molecular function: activin binding; activin receptor activity; ATP binding. Gene Ontology annotation, cellular component: post-mRNA release spliceosomal complex; U2-type spliceosomal complex; activin receptor complex.
AUGAAGUAAGCGGUACCGAUGGUUUGGUUCGCUACGGUAGUCGUUAAAAUCUAUUUAUAAUGGUAAUGAUAUCCCGACGUGCAUAUUUGCAUACGUAAAUGGAAUGUCAUUGUACACCGUCAGCAUCUAACUGUGGGGAGAAUCGAAGAAAGAAGUGCGAUCGUGAUGUCUCUCACUGCUUAUUGUCACUCCGAUGGCAAAAUGAAUCUAAUAAACACAUUGAACAUAUCCAAGAUUGCUGGCAUUGGUCCCCGGAUGAUCCUGAUUGUCCUAAGGAGCCAGGACUGUGUUAUCUUUUAUCUGAAUCGAAAGAAGGGUUUACCAAUUGUUGUUGCAAAGGUCCUCUUUGCAAUGGUGUAGAUAAUAACACCAUAAUAUCGCCGCCUCCCACUCAAGUCAACAGAUCCUUGCUUAUGACAGGGUUAGAUCCCUUUUUUAUCCAGAACUCAAGACCACUCGGAAAUACUCCACUACCAAGGCAAAGUUUUGAUAUACAACAUACGAAUAGCUUCCUUACUCUGAUAAUCACAGCUCCGAUAAUUAUUGGCUUGUUUUUAAUCUUGAUAUUCUCCGUUUUUGCUCUAUUUUUUCCUCGAUGUCGUGUGUGUCGUCUAAAACAGAGCAUGCGGUUCUCAUGGAAGCAUAAAACUUGUACACACUGCGGGAAGUUGUCUGACUUGUAUAGUCCUUUGCAUUGCUUUUCUGUGUGUACACGUGGUCAUACAGUCAAAGAUGAUAUUUCCAAUGGAUCAGUUGCUCAAAAUGAGUAUUUUGGAAUGAACAGUUUAUCUAAACAUCCAAUAACAGGUCUCCGAUGGUUAUCUAGUGAAUGUAUUGAGGUUAGUUUUAUUCAAAAGAUUCUUUGAUAUAUUUAUUCUGAUGUUAGAUUGUCGUUCCAUGUUGAUUGCAUUUUCCGACCAAAUAUUAUGUUCACAGGACAAGUGUGUAUUGUUUUUGUUAUAUGAUUGAAACAACCAUUGAAAAGUAACAAUAUCAGUCUGUUAAGAGUCAGUCAGUGGUCUUGAGUGCUGUUAGAAGUAUGCGGAUGGUUAUCACUUCGCGUUUGCCCGCACCGUGGGUCUGUUGAGUGUAUUCGUGUAUACACGCCCCCGUACCAUUUAUAGCGCAUGGUAUAACGUCUAAAUAGAUAUUGUUCAGUGCAAAGUUUUAGUUAAUGAAGACAAAUGGUUCAAUGAAGUUUAUUGACAUAUGUAAGUUUAAACAUAUAGGAGGAUAAUUGUGCUAGACCUGAUUUGAGAAGAAAAAGGUAGGAAGGUUGAGGCUAAUUUCCCUGAAAAUAUAGGGUAACUAGAUGGGACCAUCGAUUAUUGAUUCGAUUCGGCAUAGAACAAAGCAGUGUUUCAGUCCGUCACCUACAAUGUAGAACCAGGCACAUAUAUGCAUCGGUCCAAGUUGCCAUACCUCACUAGCACAACACAGUGAACACCAAAUUCGCAGAAGCAGAUACUUAAAUGAUACUAAUAUAUAAAACAAAGAUUGCAUAUAAAAAUAUGAUACAGAGAGAAAGAAUCAGUUCGUAGAAAGAAAAGCAACAACAUAAUUCUAAUCUCACGGUUUCAGGGAAAACAAAGAGUGUAUACACCUACGCCAUUGUGAUUGAUUCUAAGCCGUCACACAGAGUCUCGAACCAUUGGUUACGAUAGUCGCGCGGACCCCAACCAAAUAGUCUGCAUCUAACAACAUGGCUCAGAUCAGAAGUUAGUGACCUCAUGGAAUGAUGUCACGUUUUGAUUUGGACGCUCUUAAAUUUCUUCCAACCGUCUCCAACACUAGUCAGCAUUGCGCGUCGUGGUCAUCGGUGUUCAGACAUACGCAACACGUGGCCUAACCAUCUCAGUCGAUGUAGGUUCACAACCUCAUCAACUGAUUUACCAUUAUCCCCUAAUACCAUGCGUCUGACCUCACUAUUACUUACCUGGUGAUCCCAGCAGAUGCGAGCAAUAUUUCUAAGACAUCUGUAAUCAAAUACUAGUAACUUACGAGUAUCCUCUACCAUUAAUGGUCACGUUUCGCAGCCGCAAAGUAAAACAGAACGAACUGCUGUGUGGUAUACUGGUUAUUUAUUUGAACACAUAAAUAUUGGUACAAAGAGGCACCGAAUAUAUAUGCGCCGCAUGAUUUGUAUGUAUACUGGUCCCUUGGUUGAGACGGAUAUCUCGCCUUUGCUAUAAGUGACGUAAGUUGGCAAAAGCCAAACGAGCUUUUUGAAUCCGGGUAGAGAUUCCGUCAGACAUCAACCCAUUAGGGCUGAUCAGACUUCCGAGAUAAGUGAAGUUGUUGACGCCUUAGACUUCUUCACUCUUUAUCGUUAGCUCGGGUGUUGAAGCAGGCAUGUCUUGAAGGAACAAUUUGCAUUCAAAGGGGGAGAAACACAUUGUAGACAUCCUGGCGCUGUUUUUCAGUGCUUCCAUGAGACUCUGCACUUUACCAGUGUCUUCGCUAAACAGUGCUCCGUCAUCUGCAUAUUCUUGGUCGAUAAGUGGACCUCCUCGAACGAUAUCAAUUCCUGAAAAUUCAGUCGACGAGAACGUCAUUUCCAUCAGUUCGUCUAUGAUGAAUUUAAAGAAAAAUGGAUAUAGUGGACAGCUUUGCCGGACACCACUUGAGGUUGCAACAUCAGAUGACAGUUCUCCACAAGCUCGGACUCUACUGAUAGUGUUCGAGUAAAGAGCCCUCACGAGGUUUAUAUACUUCUGAGGUACACCUUCCAAUGACACACUGCCACGGACCCUCUCGGUCUACAAAGUAAAGUGCUGCUUUUAAGUAAAGAAAAACUCAUUUUCGGACGCCUAUGAGUAUGCCUGUGUUCUAAAACUUGACGAAUGGUGAAUAUGUGGUCGGUACAGCCACAACCAGGUCUGAAGGCAGCCUGAUUUUCUCGUGUUUGCAGUACACGAAUCUUUGUUAGGCGCGCGAUAAUUGCUGAGGCUAGUAUUUUAGAUACUAUGUUAGUCAAACUAAUCCCCCUAUGGUUGUCACAGGAUGAUUUGACCCCUUUUUAUAUAUUGGGACAAUAAGUGAUUGUGACCAGUCAGAUGGGAUUACGUCCAACUCCCAGAUUUUAGCUAAAAUAUUAGUCAACCUAAUCGCUAGAACUGGAUCACCAUACUUAAAGACUUCUAGAGCCAAUCCAUUUGAACCAACUGCUUUUCCUCAUUUCAGAUUAGCUAUAACCUUUUAAACUUCAGUUAAAGUCGGUGGGGGGGGGAGAACCUACUUCAAUGUUCCAUUCACACUGUCUGGGAAUGAUGGGUAGUUGUAAAGUAGUUGAAGUCCAGCCGAACUGCUUCUUAAAGUGUUCCGCCCAUCGUUCUAAACAUCUGGUAUCUUCUUUUUCCGAGAUAGUAUCACUUACACUUGACUUUUUAGUUCCAGUUUCUUUCAUUAGUCUGAAAAGCUAUCUUGUGUUACCUACAACUUCUGCCUUUUCCAUCUCUUUUGCUUUCGUUGCCCACCACUGAUCACGGUCGUUCCUUAGACUUUUGGUUAACCUAGAUCUGAUUUGUUUUCGUUCUUCAUCGUGUUCAGAGCCUGAUGGGAUGAGUUUACGAGAAUCCAUCAGUGCAAUGGACUUAGUAGAAAUCCAUUGGUUUUUUGUAACCCUUUGGUUCGAAUCACUAAUAGAUGUUUCUGCUGUUUUCACAUCUGUUUGUGUAUCUUUGCAAGCAACAUCUGGAUCGGCCUCAUUUCAUGAAUCACCCAACAAUGGACUCAUUUGUUCCUGGAAUCUACUUUUGGCUUUCUCGUCACUAAGUUAAAUUCUAAUGGGUCUUCUUAAUGUAUUUGUUUGAGUUCAGUGAGGCGCAAGCAAAUGCGUGUUCGUAUUAGUGCAUGAUCGUAGUCCAAACAGGUAUUCAAGAACGAGUGACGGCCUUCUAUCGAGCCUCUCCAACGAUGAAUGAUGGCAAUAUGGUCUAUUUGAGUCCAUCAUUGGUUUGGUGCAAGGGGUCGCCAUGUUAGACGAUGUCUCUCCUUAUGCUUAAAAUUAGUGCUUGUUAUAAAUACACGAUUGUCUGAGUAUAUUUGCAGCAGACAGUCACCAUUAUCUGUUCGCUGAGCCGGAGUAGCCCACCUAAAUAUCUCUUUGUUUGGUUUAAGCUACCCUCUUUGGCAUUAAAGUCACAUGCCACGAGUAUUAUGUCGGGGUGUUUAGCUUUUUGCAGAAAACGUUCUGUAAAAUUAGUCUUUCACUUCAUUCGGGCUGCAAUCAGUAGAAGCGUAGUCAGAAACGACAAAAAGGCAAUGACGUCUGUUCCUAUCCUUCGGAGUUUUUACGGAGCUGUUUUACUGGACUGCGUAUAGGUGAGUUAACAGAGAUCAAUUCUAAAAGUGCUUGUUCAGCCCUCAUACUUAGUGCUAUGCAUACACCCACCAAGGUCGAGUGAAUGACUACAGUAGGAUCCUUUAUGUGUGCUUCGGUGACACAGCAUACAUCAAUAGUACGAGAUUCUAGGGUUUUAGCCAAGGAGACCUGCUGGCCGAUAUGACAUAGGGUAUGUACGUUAAAGUCUCAUGUGUAGUUUGGAGCGAGGUUUCAGUAGACCUGGAACAGUGUUUUGCGCACUAGAAUCGUUGGCCAUGAUGACACUUGAGGAGGAAGUUUCGAGUUAAUAGUUGAGGUAGAAGGAAUAAUAGGAAUUGAAGAAGGAAAUUGAUUGUGAAUACCAGGGGUCUUGAGCACUGUUAGAGGUAGAAGGAUGGUUAUCACUUCCCGGUUGUCCACAUAGUGGAAGAGUUCUAGAGGUAUCUGAAACGGAAAUUGGGUUAGAGUUGGUUUUAGUGACCUAAGAGCAUGACCGCAGUGCCCAAGAGACGACUGCUUGAGGUCAGUCACACACGACCUUUUUGUGGGUAAUUUCUGUGUUAGCUCCGUACUUGUUGAGACCUUAGCGCUGGAGACGGAAAUUCAUGGGAUAUGGUGAGGUGUGCAUUUUUAGGGUCGACCUUAUCUAACCCCAAAUUUCCUUUGUAGGAACGCAGCUUCGCUGUUAUGCUGCUCUGAAGGAAACACUUUACUGCCGUCACAUCUCUGUACAGUCAGUAGUAUGACUUCUCCCUCGGACCUUGGGUUUGCUGAUUUUAGUCUUACCAUUCUUCAACCGACCUUCCUGACAUUGUAGGACCUUGAGGAACGCUUGCUCCAGCCAGUAUAACCCGAUUGCUUCAUCACGAUAAGCAAGCACCAAGCACCACGUCAAGGUAGCAGGAACGGCCGGAUAGCAUUUAGAAAAAUAUCACGAAAUAAAAUCCUCGUUGAUUAAGUUACGUUCACUGUAUGGUUCAUUCUAGCGAUAAAAAACUGCGAUACUGGUACUCAUAGAUUGAAUAAGUUCAAAUAAUACUUGUUUUGUCAUGUUCACCGAUUGCAACGUAGAAAUCAUUCUGUGCACCGGUUAUUGAAACGAUUAAUUGAUUAGCUCAAUUGUAACUAUUAGGUGAUCUAAAACCGAAAACGUGUAUGCAUUUUUCGUGAUUCCCGGUGCAUAUCGGUGACAAAGACUUGAAUAGUCUUGAACCAUGGUUUCUCAAUAGUUCGCUGAUAUAUUAAGUCAAUAUCCUAUGUUUCUAGAAAUAUGGUCCCAUUUGUCUGUUCACUUCAUUUCUCAAUUAUUUUCUAUGAUGAAUUAUUAGUGUAACUGACACUUAGCGAUUGCAUUAUUGCGUUAACUUCAAACUCAACAAAUAUAAAAAUCGCUUUGGUUUUAUGAAUUCUUACUCGUAUAUUAGUUGUGCUCAUUCAUAAAGAAAGUUGAGUUAAAAGCUCACGGACGUUUUGGCCAAGUAUGGCUCGGUCGAUUUUCUUCACCGGAUGAUCAGAACGAUUUUAAUCUAAAUUCAUCACAAUUAUCAUUAAAUAAGAACAAAAAAGAAAUCGAUGUAGCUAUAAAAGUAUUCACGUCAAAUGAGAAACGUAGUUGGGAAACAGAAGUUGCACUUUUUAAUGUUCCAGGUUUGGAACAUAUCAAUAUUCUACAAUAUUAUGGUGCAGACCAGGUCAUUGUGGAUAAUUCUAUUGGUGAAGAUAAACUAGAGUAUUGGUUAGUAACAGAAUAUCAUCCAUUAGGCAGCGUAUAUGAUUAUCUUCAUGCAUAUGAUAUACAGUGGAUAGAUUUAUUAAAAAUUUGUAUUGGUAUUGCUCAAGGUUUAGCUCAUCUACAUAUGGAAAUUCCAAAUCUUUCAAAACCUAGUAUAGCUCAUCGUGAUUUGAAUUCUCGCAAUGUGCUAUUAAAGUCUGAUCUUACUGCUUGUAUUGCUGACUUCGGUUUGGCAAUUCGUUUUGAGGCUGGCCAGUGUAUGAGAGAUGCACAUUUGCAGUUGGGUACUCGUCGAUAUAUGGCGCCUGAAGUGUUAGAUGGCGCUAUUCAGUUUUCAAAGGAUGCAUUUCUUCGUAUCGAUAUUUAUGCAAUGGGUUUAGUGUUUUGGGAAUUAAUGAUGAGAUGUUGUUGUGGUUCUAGUAAAAAUGCAACAAUUCAUAUUACUAGUUAUUUAGCACCAUAUGAAAUAGAAUUAGGUCCACAACCAUCAAUGGAAGCAUUACAACGAUGGGUAGCACAUGCUAAACAACGACCUAAAUUUAAUCCACAAUGGGCAUCAGAUGGGGGUUUAUGUACAUUGUGGGAAACAAUUGAAGAAUGCUGGGACCAAGAUGCAGAAGCACGUCUUUCAGCUGGUUGUGUAACUAAACGUUUGACUACAUUGCUCCGUCUAUCUGUUAUUAAUCAACAAUACAAUGAUAGCUAUAUUAAUAACAGUAAUAAUAAUGAUAGUAAUGGCAUUAACGAGAAGGAUAAUAAUAAUAAUGAUAAUAACACAGUGCUGAGUAAUUAUCUUACUAACAGUCAGCAAACAGAUUGUAAUCCACCACCACCAUACUACUACUGUUACUAUUCUCCAUGUAUUACUAACAGCACUACUACUACUGCUUCUGUUACUACGACCACAUUGAUGGACGUUUCUAAAGAUUUAUGCAAUGGUAGAUAUACUACUACAUCUUUAAUGAAUUAUUCUAGGAAGGAGGAUAUUGGUGUCUACAAUUGCUCAGAUGUUCUAAGUACUACUACUACCGAUAACAUUAAUAAUGGUAAUAAUGAUAAGAGUAAUACUAUACUAACUCGUGGUAGUACUGGAUGUCCACCGACAAUUUGUCUACCCUAUUCUAUGAAUAUUAAUUUCUCUACACUUACAGAUCAUAGAUCUAAUAAGAUCAAUAGUGAAAUAUUACAAUGUAAAAGAAAAAAUCAAACAUUAUGCUUUAAUGAUAUAUUAAAUCGAACAGAAGAUCAAAUACAGUGUGAUAGUACAGAAUAUUUAAAACCAAAUCAACAGAGUAAAACAAUAGUUAACGAAGAGCAAUCAACAGAAUAUCAAAAGUUAUUAUCUUCUGUUUCUAAUAUGAAAUGAUCAUCAGCCUCCUUAUUAUUUGUAUUGUACUUAUGGUUACAUUUUAAAGAAAGUGUAUGUAAACAAAUUUUUGAAGCGUUUUUUUCUGUCUUCUCUUUUUUCUUGUUGAAUAUUUUUUUGUACUAUGUAUGUGUGUAUAUGUUCAAUGGACAACUUUUUCGGCUUUUAAUUAUAAAUAAUCGCGUGUAAUUUUUAAGCGCCCUUUUUUGUAUACAUGUUUCUCUGUAUUGUCCUUUUUGGUGUACUUUUCUCUAUGUUUUCUCUUAAUUUACAAGCAACUUAAGCUAAUUUUACUCGUUACAUUUUAAAGAAUCGAUGAAACUAAAUCUUUUCUAUCUGAAAAAAUGUAUUAAUUUGCUUCCCCUCCUCCUAUCUCUUAUUCUUCACUCCUUCCCACCGGACAUUAUGAAACAUGUAAAUAUUUAGCCUCAGAUCUGUUGUGUACUACUAGUAGUAUUAAUAAUGGCAUCCUUUACAGCACAAAUAUUUUAUUAAAUGAUCAUUGUCAAUAUGAAAAUAAUUCAACAGUAACACGCCUACAACCAUUUACACUGGACUGAUUGAUAUCCAGCGCUGGUCUUUCUAAACAUUAAAGAGAUUAAACGUCAGUUUAUUUUCAUUCAGUUUUCAAUCCUGUUUUUUUCAGCUCCCUGAUGUAUUCUUAUGUACAUAUAUAUAUCUAUUUUUAUAUAUCCCGGUGAAAUUCCUUCAUUUCUCUUAGUAUGAUAUUUUUUGGUGUUAUGUAUGUUUUAUUUUGUCUCCAUUUGAUGUGAUGUCUUUUUUGACUGUUUUCCAAUCAUUCUAUGAUUCUAUUUUCAGUAGUGAAAAAAACUUCAAAAAUAUUAUUAUUAUUAUUUGUUUUUGACAUACUACUUCAAAAUCACUGCAAGUAGUUUGUGUAAAUAGUUUUAUCAUUGUUGUUAAUGAUAAUGCUUGAAAAUUAUGUGCUUUUCUCCUCAAUAUUCUCUGUUUAUUUUGUCGUGCCUUCCUCCUUCUUUGUGUUUUCUUCUACAGACAUCUUGAUUUCUCUUUUUGCUGCUCAGCUUGUAAUAAUAGAGUCUUAAAAGAUUAGGAUAAUCAAACAGCUUUAAUUAGUUUUUGUUUCUGUUAUUCUAAGCCAAAUUAGCUUCAUUCUUAUUAUUAAUAUUAUUCGAGAAUGAGAACGACGUCACAAUAGCGAGGAAUUCUGUUUCCUUUCGGUGUAUAUUAAUCAUUUCGUCUACUUUGUGUGUGUGUAUUCAUUUCUCACUCUUCUUUUCCAAUUGGACUUCUCAUUUCCGGUCAAACUUUUAUUUCAUUCGCACACCGUUUGUAGAAAAAACCCAGUAAAAUUGAUUAAAAUCCAUAGAUUUGUUUUAAUUAUUGUAAAAAAAUAAUUUUUUCUUUGUAUGAUGAUAAUAGUUGGUUGAUUCCGUUACAUUCUGUCUAGUUCGGAAAUUUUCAUGAGCAUAGGUUCGGAUGAUCAUGUAAAUUUCAUGAGUUAACUUGGUUUGAAACAUUUCAAGGGAUGGGUUUUGGUCUUCGACUAGAUGACUACACUUGACAAUAUUGAUCAAGAACCAGAACAUGGAAGUGAUGAAUUAGUUUUGUCAGAAAAUAAAGAAAACACGACUAGUGAUAAUCAUGAAACAGAUCAGUCCAUAGGACAUAUGCGUGAUGAAGCCUUAAGGCGUAAAGAACGUCUAAAGCAAUUACGUAUGAAAAAUGCAUCACAUAAAAGUAUUAUACACUUAAACAAUAGCGAUAAUGGAGAAUUACCCAAACCGAUAUUUCGAAAUUACAAACCACAGUCAGAAGAAUUAAAAGAUGGUGAAUUGCCUGCUGGUAAACCGGUAGAUCUGAACAAGCACAUCAUUGCACAACUGGAAGCUGCCGAUGCACCAGUUAUUGUUGAUGAAGUUAAUUUGGCAAGUCUUGCACCUCGUAAACCUGAUUGGGAUUUAAAAAGGGGUGUUGAGAAGAAAUUGCGUAAAUUAGAACGUCGAACUCAACGUGCUAUCGCUGAAUUAAUCCGUGAACGUCUUCUUGAAACAAGUGUCGACUACACUGAGACAUAUGCAAACCAUCCGAAAUCAAUUGAAUAAUGAAUUGUCUUUUGAACCUUGUAUUAUUAUUAUUAUUUCGUAUAAAAUAUACUUGUGCAUAUUGAUUCAUGAUGAAAAGUUGUUAUAUUGUUGUGUACGGACGAUUAAUGUGUCUCGGAAAUCGCAAAAUUUAUUUGUUGUUGUCGUUACCACCCUGAUGGUGAAACUUCUCUGACUGGCUGUUCUUCCAAUUAUGGUGCAUUAGCUUUUUCUUGUCAAAGAACUACUCCGAGGCCGAAGGUUUGAGCCUCAUUCCACCUACUUCGGUUCUGUCUACCUAGGUUGUGACGUUGUUUCUCAGUCAUGGAACAAUAAGGUUUGAAUUCGAGUAAAGCAGCUGUAUUUAGUAACUGAAUUGUUAUGUUCUCUACUUGAUUACAGCUGUCGGCAUUUGAACUCAGAGAAACCGCCGCAGUCGCAAAUCAAAAACGAAAGAAAGCAGUAGGAGUGGUCAUUGAAUUUUUUUAUUGGACUUUUUCAUCGCAACACACAACUAAAAUGCGUGAUUUUACAUAAUCUGUCAACCUUUCAGGCGAAUAACGUUGAAUGAACUUGUUUGAUAAGUAAGCUGUACAAAUGCGAUUUAUCAUGUAAACAAAUUCAAAGUGAAUAACAUAUUCAGACCAGAUAGUUGAUGGAGUAUAAUUAACAUGUUUCAAAAUACAGUAAUGUAAUCACUGCUUUUUAUGUGUCAGUCCCCAUCACUUCACAUUAACAAUAUAAAAUAUACAAAAUAACAAUAAAUGCUUGAAUACAUGGAGAUAUGGUUUGUUGUUAAACUUAUCAAAAGGAAGUCGAUAACAAUAAUAACAAAUUGGAAAGAGUGCGGAAUUGACGAAUUGUAAUUUGAUAAAUGAUUAGUUCCGUUAAAACGGGUCAGUAUCAAAGCAAAUUAUGCAACAUACAGUCACAUCUUCAUCAGUUGGGUACUUCCACAUUUGAAACUAAAAUACAAUAAUUAUAUUAUGAAAUUCGCUAUACUGGAUCAUCGUGUUCUAAUCAAUGAUUAACAAUUUAUUUGGUUGAACAAUUCCUAAUAAAUACAAAAUUGUUGACUGUUUGAAUCAUAUUGGAUGUAGUGCAUUUCUGAAAAGUGUACAAUCUUUCAUUGUACAAUAUACAAUAUCAUGGUUUCUAACAAUAUGCAUCGAAAAGAAUAUACAUUAUUUAAAUGUCGAUUGACUGGACUGCUAACUUCUAAUUGGGAAUCAUUCAAUAUAUAUUGUCAGGGAUCGUCUAAGUAGUAAGAAACGGAAACUUGUUGAAAUACUUUAUGCUGAGAAUUCUAUAUUGUAUCAAAGAUAUAAAUAUUGAGUAAAGCUAAUAAUCAUAACAACAAUUUUAAAUUGAAUAGACUUCUAUCUGAAGUUUGUGCUGAUGAUGUCGUUCAGAAGAAUGAUGAAAGCUCCAAGACCAAACCAUCCAGCUCAGAGAACAAAACUCCACCAGAAUUAUAAAACAAUUAGGUUUCUUAUAAUGUUCAAGUUUAUUUUAAUAAAAUACAAAGUACAUCAUAAAAACUGAAUAUAAAAAAUAAACAGGAAGUUAAUGGAUGUAUUUUAACUAAAUAAAAAACUUUUUUUUGGCUUUGUGUACAUUAUUAUUAUUUUCUUUUUAUUUAUUUCUUUUUCUCUUUUUUCUUUUCUCUCACUAUCUCUCUAUUUUCUAGCUGAGCUAAGAUAAUUAGUCAAGUGAACUAAUCAGCUAACUUAACUCAUUAAAAAAAGUUUUCUUUUUCUUUUGUUUUUGCUUUUCUUUUCUUUUUUUCUUUUUUUAACACCCGUUGUAAUAUUUUACACCUACAUUAAAGUAAUUAUCAUCAAAAUGAUUACUUAUUUAUUAUUUUUCAAAUGAUUGUUGUCGAAAAGAAUUCUUUAAUUGGAUUCAUCUAAUUGAUGUGAAUAUAUACAUAAUAGAAAUAUUUUUUUAAAUUAAUGAUUUUCUACACGAGAUCAACAUUGAAGGAUUAUUAAGAGAGAAAGAGAGAGAUUGAAGAAAAAAAGAAGGUGUAAAUUAGGAAGUUCACUAAAGAUACCUUCUAUUUUGAUUUUCUUAUAAUGAGAAAUAAAUAAACAAACAAAAAAGAAAGAAAGAAAGAAACUAAUCGAC